Molecule: messenger RNA, 1301 nt
Organism: Anopheles nili
Lineage: Eukaryota; Metazoa; Arthropoda; Insecta; Diptera; Culicidae
Gene: Alg7
Product: UDP-N-acetylglucosamine--dolichyl-phosphate N-acetylglucosaminephosphotransferase
Exons: 4
Coding region: 1-1260 (419 amino acids)
Biological process (GO): dolichol-linked oligosaccharide biosynthetic process; protein N-linked glycosylation
Cellular component (GO): membrane
Molecular function (GO): UDP-N-acetylglucosamine-dolichyl-phosphate N-acetylglucosaminephosphotransferase activity
Source: RefSeq, a predicted model, not a curated record
AUGGCUUCGUUUCACUGCUUCGAUUUUGACGUGUUAGGUCAAACGGUUUCUCUCCCGGUGCCUUUGCUCGUAAAUGUGGUCAUUUCAGUCGGGGCUUACUUUGCCGGGGUCAGUUUGAUUCCGAAGAUGAAGCCAAUGUUCAUAAAUGCAAACCUGUACGGAAUUGAUAUGAAUAAAAAAGCGAAGCCAAAGAUCCCUGAAGCGUUCGGUGUCGUGACGGGGUGCAUAUUUUUAGUGUCCCUAUUUCUCUUUAUACCAGUGCCAUUUUUGAGGAAUUUUUCCACCACCAUCCAGGGUGAUUUCCCGCACGAUAAGUUUGUAGAAUUUAUCGCCGCCAUGCUCUCGAUUUGCUGCAUGAUUUUGUUGGGGUUCGCCGACGACGUAUUGAAUUUGCGGUGGCGCGAUAAGCUUUAUCUUCCGACGAUCGCCUCACUGCCUCUACUGAUGGUGUACUACACCAACUUCAACUCGACCACGGUAAUACUGCCGAAGCUUGUGCGUCCCCUGUUCGGCCCGUCGCUCGAUAUAGGCAUGUUGUACUACGUGUUCAUGGGAAUGCUGGCCGUGUUCUGCACGAACGCAAUCAACAUUCUAGCCGGUAUCAAUGGGCUCGAGGUUUGCCAGUCACUCAUCAUUGCAACCUCGAUAGUGGUGUUCAAUGUCGUGGAAAUGUUGAGUGGACAUCACAGUGACACCCACGAAUUUUCGUUGUACAUAAUGCUGCCUUACAUCGGUGCUACAUUAGCGUUGUGGCGAUUCAACAGAUAUCCUUCGGAGGUGUUUGUUGGUGAUACGUUCAACUACCUAUCCGGCAUGACAUUCGCCGUGGUCGGCAUUUUGGGUCACUUUAGCAAAACCGUACUGCUGUUCUUCAUUCCGCAGGUGCUCAAUUUUCUUUACUCGGUCCCGCAGCUGUUCCGGUUUAUCCCUUGCCCACGCCAUCGUAUGCCAAAACACGAUCCAACGACAGAUCUGCUGCACUUUAGCCGCACGCAGUUCCGUGUGGAUGAGCUAAACGUGAUAGGUCGGCUUUGCUACCACCUGCUUCGCCAGCUACGGCUUAUCCGAUGCGAGAUGGACGCAGACGGGCAGACAGUCACAUGCAACAACUUCACGAUCAUCAACUUUUGCAUCCUUCUGACCGGACCGAUUCGGGAGGAUCGCCUGAAUCGAUUGCUGAUCGCUUUCCAGCUCACUUGUGCGGUAUUCGCGUUCACAAUACGCUAUCCACUGGCGCAUUACUUUUACGAUGCCAACUGAUGCUUCAUUUCAUUAUGCUUCUUAUGGCAAACAAAAAAUGA